Chondrus crispus (carragheen) is the source of this 324-nucleotide messenger RNA. RefSeq lists its product as hypothetical. The record is from RefSeq and is a predicted model, not a curated record. Lineage: Eukaryota; Rhodophyta; Florideophyceae; Gigartinales; Gigartinaceae. The transcript has a single exon. Bases 1 to 324 code for a protein of 107 amino acids.
AUGUCUACACGCCUUACUGACUCCAACAGUGCUGCGGGUGUAGUUCGUGAGCUGGGGGAGGGUCUCUUUUCCGACUGUAAGAUGGACGUACUUCCGCUGCGUAGCGCCCAACUCGCAACAAUGUUCUGGAACAUAUUGCUUCCGGUUGCACUUGGCCCAAGUUCUUCGAAAACUAUAGUGUUCAUUAGAGACACGAAUGCAUCGCAGCAAGUAUGCUCUAUGGUACAGUACAAAUUUAAAAGCAAGGUGCAGGAUACGCUCAGGAAGCAAUUGUACCUUUGCGUGCAGUACAUACAUAGAGCACUAAUCUGCAGGCGCCCGUGA